Messenger RNA from Clupea harengus (Atlantic herring), 1219 nucleotides. RefSeq lists its product as uncharacterized. The record is from RefSeq and is a predicted model, not a curated record. Lineage: Eukaryota; Metazoa; Chordata; Actinopteri; Clupeiformes; Clupeidae.
UCUCUAAAUGUUAUUGCUGAAGACUUGAAGGCUACAUUUGGGGGGAUAUUUCAUACAUAGAUACAGAGAUGAAUGAAAGCUAGAUGAACUGGGAAUGGCUUUCGUACAAAAUAGGCAGAUAAGAACAGUCCCGCCCAAAUAAACUUUGCCCUGUCAUAUGACCUCCCUCAAAAUAAUACCUAUUUUCACCUCUCGUCCUCUGUUGAUAAUGAAGUUUGUCGAGCUAUUUGGGCGUUUAAAAUCAGUGGUGAUUGGAAUGAUCCAUGUUCGGGCUCUCCCAGGCACUCCCUUAAACACUGCAACCGUGUCGGAGAUAGUCGAGGAGGCCUGCCGUGAAGUGGAAAUUUACCAAAGUGCAGGAGUCGUAAGAGCACCUACAAUUGAUGGAUUGAUAAUUGAGAACAUGCAUGAUAUUCCAUACACGUUUGAUGUUGGACCAGAGAUCUGUGCCAGCAUGACAGCCAUAUGUGCUGAAGUGAGACGUUUCUGUCCAUCCUUGCCACUUGGAGUCCAGGUCUUGUCUGCCGCAAAUCAACCAGCAUUGGCUAUAGCACUUGCUUCAGGUUUGAAUUUCAUCCGAGCGGAAGGAUAUGUAUUUUCACAUGUGGCUGAUGAGGGUCUACUGAAUGCAUGUGCUGGUGAUCUUUUGCGCUACCGCAAGAAAAUUGGAGCAGACCAUCUCCAGAUCUUCACUGAUAUUAAGAAGAAACACAGCUCCCAUUCUAUAACCGCUGAUGUUAGCAUCAUUGAGACUGCCAAAGCUGCAGAGUUCUUUCUCUCGGAUGGACUCGUCAUAACAGGAACAGCCACUGGGGUUCAGGCUGAUCCCGUUGAACUCAGAGAGGUUGCACAGGCUGUGGGAAUCCCAGUGCUGAUAGGCUCCGGGGUGACUCAAGAUAAUGUGCAACACUACCUUGAUGCAAAUGCUAUGAUCAUUGGCUCCCACUUCAAAAGAGGAGGCUAUUGGGCCAAUGCAGUGGACCCAGAGAGGGUGAAGCGGUUCAUGGGAAGGGUGGACGAACUCCGGAAGUGAAGCACUACAAAGUAUCCUGGUCAAUGACCGUGUAUCUCUAUGGCUGUUUUUGUUAAAUACAACUGUACAAAAACAAGCUUCAGCUCAUGGCAAAAAUGAAUGUUAUCCAAUGUUUUUAAAGAGUUCAUAAGGAUCCCUGAAACAAAAUGAUAAAGCUGAAAUACACAAUAAAUUUAUGAAAACAUA